This is a messenger RNA of Pseudocercospora fijiensis CIRAD86, 1007 nucleotides long. RefSeq lists its product as uncharacterized. The record is from RefSeq and is a predicted model, not a curated record. The transcript has 3 exons. Gene Ontology annotation, cellular component: cytoplasm; membrane. Lineage: Eukaryota; Fungi; Ascomycota; Dothideomycetes; Mycosphaerellales; Mycosphaerellaceae. Bases 42 to 722 code for a protein of 226 amino acids.
CGCGGUGAGAGUCUCCUCCCUCACCAAGACACCAAUCAAUCAUGGCAUCACCAAUUGUGACAGCAUCUCUGCAGGCAGGCGUGCUGAGUGCAAUAUCAAACAUACUGGCUCAGCUCAUAACCUGCCACCAAGCAGGGACUAGCUACACCCUGAACAUCGUCGAGCUCCUCCAGUUCGUGACAUACUCGGUCCUUUCUUGUCCUCCGAAUUACCUUUGGCAAGCAUUUCUCGAAGCCCAGUUUCCAGCAUACGCAAACGAAUUGCCGCAAUCGGAGAAAGAGCUCACAGUGGACGAGAACGCAACCAGCUCGGGUGCUGAGAAGAGUCAUGGUGCCAACGGAGGCCUAAGCAGUAGACGUGUCGGAGAGAAAGCGACGGCACCACAGACGAACACAAAGUUGUCUGAGGAUAAAACGAAGAAGCUCAGUCUGAAGAAUACAGCGAUAAAAUUCACUCUCGAUCAAACGCUCGGAUCUGCGAUAAAUACUGUGCUGUUCAUUGCUGGCAUUGCUCUGCUGCGAGGACAAUCGUUGGACACCGUCUAUACAAACAUUCAGCAGCAAUUCUGGCCAAUGAUUUUUGCUGGACAGAAACUUUGGCCUGCUGUGAGCAUCUUGAGUUUCGCGGUAAUUCCUCUAGAGCAUCGAAUGCUUUUCGGCUCAGUCGCAGGACUAUUCUGGGGAGUAUAUCUCAGUCUUGUCAGCGGGUCAGGAAAGCAUUGAGUCUACGACAAAAACCGAUGUCAUCAUUCACGAUUCACGAGCGACGAGCGACCAACUACAGGACUUGUAGAAGCUAGACUACUUUACGGACAGCGUAGACUUGUAAAGUGCUAGGAUCGGAUCUCGCGAGUAUGACCUCUCGUCCUCAAGCUUACAUGUCCUCGGCCGAGAGGACAACGAGGUACACAUAAAGUGGGAUUUGUCCCCUGGUCCUGUCUGGAGCACGGCAAGGGAGAUGAGAGCUCAGUAGAACUUUGAUGCUAUAAUGUCAUGUGAGCCGCCCCG